Parasteatoda tepidariorum (common house spider) is the source of this 1383-nucleotide messenger RNA. The record is from RefSeq and is a predicted model, not a curated record. Lineage: Eukaryota; Metazoa; Arthropoda; Arachnida; Araneae; Theridiidae.
GAAAAAAUGGAGUGGCAGGAAUGCUUACUAAAGACAUUCCAGACUUAUUUGUGCAAGGAUGCUUAUGCCAUCUUUUAAAUUUGGCAGCUGAAAGAGGGGCAAAGUGCUUGCCAAUAAAUAUCGAAGAAUAUAUUGUGGAUAUAUUUUUUUAUUUGGAAAAAAGUGUUAAGCGCCAAGAAAUUCCAAGAAUUACAUAGUACGGAGGUACGUAAAAUAUUGAAACAUGUAGGUACUCGAUGGUUAUCUGUUGGACGUUGUCUGUCCAGAGUUUUACAGCAAUGGGAGCCGCUAACUUCUUUUUUUAAAGAAGAAGUGAAGAGCACUCCAAGUGUUGCCCUUCCCAAUUAUGUCAUUCCAAAGAAGAAGAGUAACCUCUCUCACAAUGAAGCAAGAAAGAUAAUAAAAAAAAGAGAAGAUGACAACGUUAUGCCUCCUCCAUCAAAAAAACCAAAGGUAGAGGACUUUUCAGCAAAGAAUGAAAUUCUUUCCAGAGAAGAAAGAAUCUUCAUGUUUUUGUCUUCAGACCUAAAUAAAGCCUUUGUACACUUCUUGCUAUUUAUAGUUCCUCUAUUUGAAAACCUAAAUUUGCAAUUGCAGAGUAACAUUCCCAAAAUUCAUGUCAUGGGGCAGUUAAUGAAUAACCUUUUCAAGGAUAUUUUAUCUAAAUUUAUGCUACCCAAUAUAGUAAAAAGUCAAUCCAAAAGCUCUUUAUUGGAUGUCAACUUUUAUCUUCGAGAGAACCAGAAAGAUGAUUGUGACCUAGUAAUUGGACAUUCCACUUUAUCUAUUGUUGAGACUUUGAAAGGAAAAGACAAAGAUUCUUUUUAUUGCGAUGUUAGGAAAUAUUUUGUAAAGGUUUGUGACUACAUGCGACAAAAAUUUCCUUAUAAUGAUGAGGUCGUUAUUAAUGCAGAAGUUGCAAAUCUAGACAAUGUGGAAACUACAUCUUUUUCCAGCAUUAGAUUUUUUAUUAAUAGAUUUCCUCAGUUGUUGCAAAUCUUAGGGGGUGAUAAAGAUUCAGUGUUGGACAGUUUGCAGUCCCAAUUUAGCUCUUUGCAACUAGAAUCUAUUGAUUGUGUUCAGUCUGAAGAGCGGAUGGAUUCUAAAUGGGCAAAAUUAUCUGUUGUAUUUGAAAAUAAAUAUGCUAUGUUGUCUAAAUUUAUGCUAUCAAUUUUGGCAAUUCCCCAUAGCAAUGCUGAGUGUGAGCGCAUUUUCAGUUUAGUAACCAAAGCUCACACACAGUUUAGAUCUUCAAUGUCAGUAAAAAACUUGGAAAACUUAAUCACUGUUAAAUCUAGAAUUUCUGAACCCUGUUAUAAGCAGAAGUUUNCAUACCUUUUAUCUGAUUCUAUUUACAAACUUAUACCAUUUUAUCAGUUAUAA